Molecule: messenger RNA, 1044 nt
Organism: Magnolia sinica
Lineage: Eukaryota; Viridiplantae; Streptophyta; Magnoliopsida; Magnoliales; Magnoliaceae
Product: WAT1-related protein At3g18200-like
Exons: 6
Coding region: 25-1044 (339 amino acids)
Cellular component (GO): plasma membrane
Molecular function (GO): transmembrane transporter activity
Source: RefSeq, a predicted model, not a curated record
AGAGAGAGAGAGAGAGAGAGAGAGAUGGCAGUUUCCUUUUGGGCAGCAAAGACGGCUCCACAUGCGAGCAUGAUCUUUGUUCAGCUUAGUACAGCAAUUUAUGUAGUGCUGAGCAAGGUCAUACUCAUACAAGGAAUAAGCUCCACAGUCUUUCUAGCCUACCAAUUCUUGUUAGCCUCGAUGGUCAUGGGAGCAUUGGCACUCUUCACUGAAAGAAGGAACAGGCCUCCUCUCACAAUAUCUAUCUUAUGCUGGAUUUUUCUACUAGCUUUACUUGGAAUGGCACUUUCACAAAACCUAUUAUCCGCUUGCUUGUACUACAUCUCAAGUACAUUUGAGGCGACAGUUCUCAACAUGACCCCUAUCUUUACAUACGUUUUAUCUAUCGUUUCAAGGCAAGAGGAACUUAAAUUUAAUACCUGCUGGGGUAAAGGGAAGCUGUUUGGGACCCUCGUAGCCGUCUCUGGUGCUUUCAUCCUCGUAUUAUGGAAAGAUUCAUCUGUUGGUUUGCUCACCACAAGAAGCUUGGGAGAUUUUUUGCUUGGCUUGGCUAUGGUUGUUGUUGGGGUUGUUGCACUCAGUAUAUGGAUUCUGUUGCUGAGGCCCAUGACAAGGUGGUACCCAGCCGAGUCUUCCUUGACUGCUAUCAUGCUAUUCUUUGGAACAUUACAAACAAUUGUAUUGGCCACGAUUACAAGUCGUGAAGCAUCGCAAUGGCAACUUCAAUGGGAUUUAGAGCUCCUAAACAUCAUAUUUGGCGCAGUGUUUUACUGUGGGUUAUCAAACGUCUUUACCAUGUGGUGUGCUUACAAGAAGGGGCCCAUCUUUGUAUCUGCAUUCUCACCUCUGAGCUUGGUGUUCACGAACAUCCUACAAAUCCUGCUACUCGGCGAUGCCUUGCACGUGGAAAGCUUCAUUGGAAUGAUCGUGAUUGUGGUGGGGCUUUACAUUUAUCUAUGGUCCAAGGCCAGGGAAGAGAAAUACCACUCAAUGGACGGAGACGAUGCCAUCACCACCUCCCUUAUUCAAAACGAUAGCGCAUGA